AGGAAACGAAGUUGGAAAAGUUACAAAAGCAUCUUUCCAGUCAAGCACCAAAUCUUGUAUUAGGCUUCACCGAACAGACUAAGCUUAACAUUUGUCAAGCAGAAGGACCAGUUGUCUUGCACAGGAAGGAUUAAAAGUAAACAAUGACUCAGUUGAGAGCUUAUGAGCGAUUGCUUGGAGCAUAUCUACUUAUCAUUCUCUGUGUUCAAGGUCAAAAUCUUGACAGCAUGCUUCAUGGCACAGGAAUGAAGACAAAUCCUGACCAAAAGAAACAAGUGAAUGGAGUGACACUUGCUCCAGAGGACACCUUACCUUUUCUUAAGUGCUACUGCUCAGGACAUUGUCCAGAUGAUGCUAUUAAUAACACAUGCAUAACUAAUGGGCAUUGCUUUGCUAUCAUUGAGGAAGAUGAACAUGGAGAGCCCACACUUGCUUCUGGCUGCAUGAAGUAUGAAGGUUCAGACUUCCAGUGCAAGGACUCACCUAAAGCACAAUUACGUCGAACAAUUGAGUGCUGUCGGACCGAUUUCUGUAAUCAGGAUUUACAACCAACAUUACCACCACUUGACAGUACAGAUGGACUGUUUGAUGGAAGCAUUCGUUGGAUGGCGGUGUUGAUUUCUAUGGCAGUCUGCAUAAUUGUCAUGAUCAUCUUAUUUAGCUGCUUUUGUUACAAGCAUUACUGUAAGUCAAUGGCAAAGAGGCACUGUUAUAAUCGUGACCUGGAACAAGAUGAAGCAUUUAUUCCAGCUGGGGAGUCAUUAAAAGACCUUAUUGACCAGUCACAGAGUUCUGGGAGUGGAUCAGGACUACCAUUAUUGGUUCAGCGCACUAUUGCCAAACAAAUUCAGAUGGUGAGGCAAGUUGGAAAAGGACGAUACGGUGAAGUGUGGAUGGGCAAGUGGAGGGGUGAAAAAGUCGCAGUGAAAGUGUUCUUCACCACAGAAGAAGCUAGCUGGUUCCGAGAAACAGAGAUUUACCAAACUGUUUUAAUGCGUCAUGAAAACAUCCUUGGUAAGGAAGCAGUACAUUGUUUGGCUACUGGAGAGCUUUUGUGA
Nestor notabilis (Kea) is the source of this 1058-nucleotide messenger RNA. Its product is annotated as bone morphogenetic protein receptor type-1A-like. The transcript has 7 exons. Lineage: Eukaryota; Metazoa; Chordata; Aves; Psittaciformes; Psittacidae. Bases 144 to 1058 code for a protein of 304 amino acids. Gene Ontology annotation, cellular component: plasma membrane; signaling receptor complex. The record is from RefSeq and is a predicted model, not a curated record. Gene Ontology annotation, molecular function: transforming growth factor beta receptor activity, type I; SMAD binding; ATP binding. Gene Ontology annotation, biological process: protein phosphorylation; cellular response to growth factor stimulus; dorsal/ventral pattern formation.